Molecule: messenger RNA, 1273 nt
Organism: Gastrolobium bilobum
Lineage: Eukaryota; Viridiplantae; Streptophyta; Magnoliopsida; Fabales; Fabaceae
Exons: 1
Coding region: 1-1254 (417 amino acids)
Source: RefSeq, a predicted model, not a curated record
AUGACUGAGUUAUCUUUCUCAAACACUAAGAAUGAGUUCUCUAGUAAUCUAUUCUCUAUCUUCUUCAAAUUUUGUUUCUCCAUUUUUUCUCACCCUCUAUACUUUUCCUACUUCAUCUUCUUCUCCCCUUACCUCCUCAAGCUCUUCUCUUUUCUCUCCCCUUUGUUCAUUACCACAACCCUUCUCCUUGUUGCUCUUCUUACUUUCACUCCCAACCUUGUUCAUGAAAACGGUGGUUCUGAGUUUUCUGAGUCCAAAUGGGGGUUUCCCCUUUCUUUUUUACAAACUUUUCUCACAUGGCUUCUUUCUAAACCUGAUGACAAAGAUGAGGAAAUUGGGUGUCUUGAAGAGCUUGAAGCAUAUCUUGUUAUGUUCCAGGAAGUUUUUGAGCCAAAGCCAGUGGAAGAUUGUUCAGAAGGCUUAAAAGCACUAGAUGGUGAGUGUUCAGGUGAAGAAAGAGAAGAUUUUUAUCCAAUUGAAGAGUCAAAUGUCAACUCAGAUGAAAACCCAUUUGAGGAGGUUGACAAAGUUGAAGCCAUUGUGCCUAUUGCAGAAGUUAAGAGCCUAGAAAGCUUGUUCCAAGAAAAUGCUGUGUUAGAAGAUAUGUCAUGUCAAAGGGAAGAAAAAGAAGUCAAGCCACUUGAUGCUGAAUCCAAUAAAGUUGAAGAAAGUAAAGAAAAAUGGCCCUUGAGAAAUGGAUCCAAAGCCUUGAGUAAUGGAGACAUGUAUACUAAGUGGAACAGUGAUGGAGAAUAUGCUGCAGCGUUGAAUGUUAAAUCCCAAAGACUAUGUUCUGAUCUUGGGAGUCCAGAAAGUAACUGGGAGUACAGUGGAAAAGUUAUGGGGAAUAAUCAAGCACUUUGUUCUAAUCUUGGUAGUUUUGGUUCAAUGAGAGUUGAAAAAGAGUGGAGGAGGACAUUGGCUUGCAAGCUUUUUGAGGAAAGGCACAAUGCAGAUGGAAGUGCUGGAAUGGAUAUGCUUUGGGAAACAUAUGAGACAGAGUCCAACAACAAGGUUCAGAAGAAAAGCAACACCAAGAAAGGGAAGAAAGGUGAGGUUCAGUACAAUGAGGAUGAAGAAGAGGAAGAAGAGGACAUGGAGAGUAAAUUGUGCUGCUUACAAGCUUUGAAAUUCUCAGCUGGGAAGAUGAAUUUAGGAAUGGGAAGGCCUAACCUUCUCAAAUUCUCCAAGGCCCUGAAAGGCAUUGGAUGGUUGCAUCAUGUAGGCAAGCAUGGCAGAAAGAGUAACCACUGAAUUAGAUUUUGCUUUUUUG